Procambarus clarkii (red swamp crayfish) is the source of this 549-nucleotide messenger RNA. Lineage: Eukaryota; Metazoa; Arthropoda; Malacostraca; Decapoda; Cambaridae. The record is from RefSeq and is a predicted model, not a curated record.
AUGGAGGAAAGGAAGCAAAGGCGAGAAGGGCGGAGGAAAGAUGGAGAGGAGAAAGGUGAAUUGGAAGAUGAUGUGGAACAGAAGCCAGAAGAGAAGGGUCCUACAGAGCGACUAAGCCAUCAACCGCACCGAACCAAUGAGCCGGCCAAGUCAUAUAACCCACCAGCGCCAACACGGUCAGGACGGAGUGAUGCGGUAAGUGGUCUUUGUGGGCGUCCAGCGGGCGUCCGGUGGGCGUCCAGUGGGCGUCCAGCGGGCGUCAGUGGGCGUCCAGUGGGCGUCCAGCGGGCGUCAGUGGGCUUCCAGCGGGCGUCCAGCGGGCGUCCAGUGGGCUUCCAGCGGGCGUCCAGUGGGCGUCCAGCGGGCGUCCAGCGGGCGUCCAGUGGGCUUCCAGCGGGCGUCCAGCGGGCGUCCAGUGGGCGUCCAGUGGGCUUCCAGUGGGCCUCCAGUGGCCUUCCAGUGGCCUUCCAGUGGGCGUCCAGUGGGCGUCCAGCGAGCCACACCGGCUGUCCCGUGUAUCUCGUCCCUCGCCCUAAUUCUAUUCACUAG